This is a messenger RNA of Pseudocercospora fijiensis CIRAD86, 886 nucleotides long. RefSeq lists its product as uncharacterized. Lineage: Eukaryota; Fungi; Ascomycota; Dothideomycetes; Mycosphaerellales; Mycosphaerellaceae. The transcript has 3 exons. Bases 87 to 476 code for a protein of 129 amino acids. Gene Ontology annotation, molecular function: RNA binding. Gene Ontology annotation, biological process: spliceosomal snRNP assembly; RNA processing. The record is from RefSeq and is a predicted model, not a curated record. Gene Ontology annotation, cellular component: U1 snRNP; spliceosomal tri-snRNP complex; U2 snRNP.
GUGAAUUCUGCAACUCCACGAGCGCACCAACACGGGACCGGACUCUGCCACUCUGAUCACGCGCGAAAGAACGCGCGACCGCCGAUAUGAAGCUCGUCAGGUUCUUGAUGAAAUGCACCAACGAGACGGUCACGAUCGAGCUUAAGACUGGCACCAUCGUCCAAGGCACCAUCGCUUCCGUCUCCCCACAGAUGAAUACCAACUUGCGCAAUGCGAAGAUGACUCCAAAAGGCGGAUCGCAAAUCAGUCUGGAUCACAUCAGCGUUAGAGGCAGCGAAAUCAGAUAUUAUAUCCUCCCAGACAGCUUGCCGCUUGACACACUGCUCAUUGAUGACGCACCGAAGCCCAAGAAUAAGGCACGGAAGGAACAGGAUAAGGGUGCUGGCGGUGGUGGCAUGAGAGGUGGACGAGGUGGUCGUGGAGGUGGCCGUGGCGGACCCAGAGGCAGAGGUCGUGGACGGGGCAGAGGGUUCUAGGUGGUCGAAAUGCACAUUUUCGGGAGGGAGAAUUAUGAGCUGCAAGGUCGGGUCGUGUGGCACUGGAUACUACUCGCGAACUUGUGACUCUUUGUCUAAAAAGUAUCCUUGAAUCUCUGGAGCACGCCGCUGGACUGGGAAUGGGAAUGACUACGGCGACACUAAGGGUGAGGCGUUCGAAUACUAGAAAAGUCUGGGAACGCGAAAAGCGCAAACGCGAUGCUACGACCCUGGACAUGGCUCUCAUUGUGCUGUUCACAUCGGAUGGAUCUUAGUUUCUGCCUCGGACGAUCUGCCAGACAGUAGGCUUGACUUGACGGGCAGGGCGAGAAGCACAGGCGGAGCGAGAUUGCAUCGAUCGCAUUCAAUUCUGCGUGUUACAGCGCAUGCAAAAUGAAAUUUGAGCUGUG